CUGGAUGCGCUCGAUAACAAGUAAGGACAGCAAGGGACGAGACCAUGUGCGUGCGUUUGACCAUGCAAUUCCACACAUAGCCGAUGCCAAGCGAAGAGUUCAGUGUAUUUGGGAGCGAGUGCACACCGAACGCAAACGAUGGAAGAGGAGGAGGAGAAUUGUGUGGGUGGGGUGGAUCCACGGAGCUCGCUGAAGCGAGCAGGGCCACGCCAUUUGUGGCAAAGAAAGAGAGACAUAAAGUGACCGAUCAUGAAACCCACUCUCUCCGACUGCAUGACUGUUGUUGUAUCAUCGCAGUCUCGAUGAUUACUGGCCGAGGCUGACAUUUCUCUGAGCGUACCGAUUCCUUCGUCUUGGACCGAGCGAGUGAGUGGGUACGAGAGAGAAGUCCUGCCGCAAGUCGUGAGUCAAUUAUGGAGCAGACUUUGGUGGCACGGGGAGGAGGAGGGGUGCAUGGCAUCUUUCGCCCCGCUGGACGCACCUUCGCUUCUUCCGCCCGCACCGGGAUUUCUGCGUUGGCUCGUCUUCAUCUCGCCUCGGCCAGUCGACUGCACAGUCCUCGCAACUCUUGCAGCUCGCACCUUCGUCGUUCGCGUUCGGUGUCCACCUCCUUCGGUAUGUCCACGACUCUGCCUUCGGUUCCAUCGCUCUCGAUUGCCUCAAGCUGGUUGUGCGGGUUUCUCCGUUACUGGGAUAGGGGUAUGUCGAUGUAUGGUGGCCUUCGCUCCAUGCCGUCUGUCUGUCUGUGCGCUGGCGUUAUAUCCAGCCGGAUUUGCAGUUCUAUCCAGGCGAGGAAUCUGCGAAACGGAUUCUAUUUUUGCCAGUUCGAUUCCCACUGCUCUGAAGUUUGUGCAUGCGAGCGAAAUAGUUCCUGGGGUCAUGAUGUUUGACUGAACGUUUAGUUGUUACCUCUGUCCUCAUCCCGGACGCAAGGUCCGCAUUCGCAGGCUUUCCCAGUCUCAGGGUGGGAAGAGUCUCAAGACUCCAGAAGAUAAUGGCCGAUAUGACGACUGAAGCCCCAGCGUCUGGAGAACGCGUUCCUACGAAGACAAUGAAAGUUGUGGACCAUGCUGUCCUGUUCAAAAUGUCAGAUAGUUUGGACGAGUUCCAAGAGAAGGAAAUGCUGGAUGGUCUCCACACAUUGCAGUAUGCAAUCAAGGACAUCAUAUGUUCCAGCGUCGGUCGACUCACCAAGAAGACCCCUGAGGGUUUCACUCAUGGACUCUUCACUCGCUUCAAAUCUGUUAAGGCUCUACAAGACUACUUGGUUCAUGAGCAGAAGGUCGACGUGGCUGACAAGUUGAUCAUUCCCUUCUUCAGUGAACCCAACGGUAUAGCCAUGACGGACUUUGAGUGCGAAGUAGAAAACGACUUGGAAGCAGUUUUCCGUCGUGGAGACAGGUUUGAAUCUGGACUAGAACACUUUACCUUCUUUAAAUUCAAAGAUAGCACAUCCCCAAACGUGGUGGAUCAAACCCUGAACUUUAUGAAGACCGUUGGUGUCAAAUUCGGUGACGAGGUCGUCCAGACGACAAUAGGUGUAAAUAUCGAACCUAGAACAACGGCAUAUUUUUCACAUGGUGUCGUUACAAGAUUCAAAUCAGAAUCAGCAUGUGAUGAAUUUAAAAAGUUCGUGGCCAGCGAAGCAAUGUGGACACAGGUGAGGGAUGUAACGGAGAACUUCAUCGAAGGCAGCUUCAGCGUGAGUCCUAUCGGUAACAAACUCAUGUAAAGUAUAGUGGUUGGAUAGAUGGAGGAUUCGUGAACAGUCCUUAGGCUGUGUCUUUUCUCAUUGCCUCUCAAUCAAUAUGAAUCAAUGAAAUAUCACUGAGGGUGUGGAGUCGAAAGUUAUCACAAAGAGAAGUUUGAGACACGUCGACACAGUUCGAAAGAGGAGCCUCAUCCCUCAUUGAACAUAUGGUGGCCACUAAGAGUAAAAAGCUUACUCUUGGACAGGAAAUUCAACCCUCAUUUGUAAUAUGCCCGAUGACCGAUGUGCAGUGGUCAUAUUCCGUCAUGUUUAUGAGUUUUCUGUGAAGUCCAGUAAUUGCACUUUCCAAUUCGCUGAUUUUCUAAGUCC
Marchantia polymorpha subsp. ruderalis is the source of this 2080-nucleotide messenger RNA. The record is from the annotation of a GenBank genome assembly. Lineage: Eukaryota; Viridiplantae; Streptophyta; Marchantiopsida; Marchantiales; Marchantiaceae.